UGAUCGCAGCAUCAGGCAGUCCCGUGAAACAUUUGCGUGGGAGUUCCCUCCACCGCCAUGUUGGGGGUGCAUCGCUCUCUCUCCCUCUCUCCGUUCAUCCUCCCCCACAUUAACAGCUUAGCACAGCAGCAGCAGCUCCUACUGUACAGCAUCCAGCAUCCAGCAUCCAUCCCUGCCUGGGGAGCAGCAGUCCUACCCGGCGCAGCACCGACGCACGGAGGGGGCGCAUCAUCUAAGUGAUGCCACAGCAUCAGUCGCAUUUCGACAACAAAUACUGAGAGUAGACUCUAAAAGGAGGGAGAGAAAACAGCUUCAGCCUCGAAGACAGCAACUGCCCAUGAAGAUGUCUAACGCUGACCUCGUCUUAAACGCCACCGAUCGGAUGGUGAAAUCUGUCCCUUUCCCCCUGAGCCACCGCCUUACAAUUAAGGAAGUGUUUGACUGCGAAGGGAAACCUCGUGUGGAUCUCCUGAAGGCCCACCUCACCAAGGAGGGCCGUGUAGAAGAAGCUGUGGCACUUCGAAUUGUCAGCGAGGGAGCAGCUAUCCUGCGCCAGGAGAAAACUAUACUGGACAUUGAAGCACCAGUCACAGUCUGUGGUGACAUCCAUGGGCAAUUCUUUGAUCUGAUGAAGCUGUUUGAAGUGGGAGGAUCACCAGCCACAACAAGGUACCUGUUCCUUGGGGACUACGUGGACCGUGGCUACUUCAGUAUUGAGUGUGUUUUAUACCUCUGGUCGCUGAAAAUCCUCUAUCCAAAGACACUAUUUUUACUUCGGGGAAAUCAUGAAUGUAGACAUUUGACAGAGUAUUUCACCUUCAAACAAGAAUGUAAAAUCAAGUACUCAGAGCAGGUUUACGACUCAUGUAUGGAUGCAUUUGACUGCCUUCCCCUGGCUGCACUCAUGAACCAACAGUUUCUGUGUGUUCAUGGUGGGCUCUCACCUGAAAUACACACCUUAGAUGACAUUAAAAAGUUGGAUCGGUUCAAGGAGCCACCGGCCUUUGGGCCCAUGUGUGACCUGCUGUGGUCUGAUCCUCUGGAGGAUUUUGGCAAUGAGAAAACCCAGGAAUAUUUCAGCCACAACACAGUGCGAGGCUGCUCCUACUUCUACAGUUAUCCAGCUGUUUGUGAGUUCCUACAGAGCAAUAACCUAUUAUCAAUUAUCCGAGCGCAUGAAGCACAAGAUGCAGGCUACCGGAUGUACCGUAAAAGCCAGACUACUGGAUUCCCAUCCCUCAUUACCAUCUUCUCAGCACCAAACUACCUGGAUGUUUACAACAACAAAGCUGCUGUACUGAAAUAUGAAAAUAAUGUCAUGAACAUCCGACAGUUCAACUGUUCACCCCAUCCCUACUGGCUGCCAAACUUCAUGGAUGUCUUCACCUGGUCCCUGCCAUUUGUUGGCGAGAAAGUCACAGAAAUGCUGGUGAAUGUGCUGAGCAUCUGCUCUGAUGAUGAACUCAUGAUGAAUGAUGAAGAUGAGAUAUUUGAUGCCAAUGCAGCCGCAGCACGCAAGGAGGUGAUCAGGAACAAGAUCCGCGCUAUUGGGAAAAUGGCCAAAAUGUUCUCAGUUCUCAGAGAGGAGAGUGAAAAUGUGUUGACGCUUAAAGGCCUGACGCCCACUGGCAUGCUGCCGAGCGGGGUUCUCUCUGGAGGCAAGCAGACACUGCAGAGUGCCACCAUUGAAGCCAUUGAAGCCAUCGAGACAACUGAUGAGGACGGAGAAGCUAUCCGUGGGUUCUCCCCCCAGCACAAGAUUGCCAGCUUUGAGGAAGCCAAGGGCCUCGACCGCAUCAACGAGCGCAUGCCACCUCGCAAGGACGGGGUGAACCAUGUGGGUCACUCCAUGGGAAAGAUGAAUAUGUCAGAGGCAAACGGCACGGAUGACAACAGCAACAUUUAGUCACGUGCUGUCCGAGCCUCAGAACCGUUCUGCUGUUGCUCUGUGCAGCAAGACAUUGCCAAAUUGGGAAUUCAGGCCUCAGAACAGAGAAAAAAAACCAGGCCGACUGACAGAACAUGAAUAUCUGCAGCAAAACUAAAACGGGCGAAAAAGGUCAUUUUUUUCAUGACAGUAUGUCAUCGCACAGUCAGGGGAGGGGGGGGGGGGGGGGGGGGGGGGGGGGGGGGGGGGUCUAGGGUUCACAGCAGAGUGCAGGGAUAAGAAGAGGCCAGAAGGCUGCAGCCUGACAGAAGUGUGGUUGAAAGUUGUUUCUGCCUGUUGUUCCCUUUCUCAGUUCAAUUACAGACUGAUAUGUUGGGGGUUGUGUUGGUCUGAGUGCUGACAAAUGUCUGCUCCUUCAUUACAGGGCCUGACAGAAGACAUAAUUGCAGUAUCCAUGCCACACUAAUCAUGUUACUGUUUCAUAUAGUGUUCAUUAGGAAUGACUCAGAAAUUCACUUCAUGAGGAAAAGAAUCUGUUUUGCUAGUAUUACCAAGUCACACCACAAAAUGUGAACCUAGUAAACCUUGCAGUGCGAUCUUAUAGCAGUGGACUUAAAUUGAUUAAUUUACCCUGUAGUAAGAUGCCACCAUCCUGCAGGGAAAAGAGGACAGGGCACUCACCAAAUCCACUGCAGUCUGAGAUCAAACUCCGCUUGGGUACAUUUCAACACUACUUCACGCACUGCUCCUUUCCUCACCUCCCUCAUUAUCAGUCAUUUCCUAGCAAGACGUAACUUGGAGGGGAUGAGGGAAGAAAGGGAGGGGAUGAAAAGAGCACUUGUAAAAUUUGGUUCCACUGCAGAUACUUCAGCAUCACAGAUUAAACACCAAAAUUUGACAUGGGAAAAUGCAAAAGGAACACACUAUCCCAUUUAAAACUGAAACUUCAUCAACGUCCGUAGGGGAAUUUUAAAGGGUUAUAUUUUUGUCCAGACCAUCGCUAAAAUAUUUUUCUUCCUCUAGUAAAAGUUUAAGUAGUUCACGUCAGAGAAGCAUGGCUUUUUGAUCAAGCUAUACCUCACACACUUUCUGAAAAGUAUACACUUGAGCAUCCUCCACCGAAAGAGGCUUUUCCCAUCUCUUCUGCAUUUCUAUGACUGGCAACAAAGCUGCAUUAACACCUGUUUCUGAUCACAAAAGAAGAAGAAGAGAAGUGAUUUUUGAACUUUGGGACAUACUCUGCUGUCACACACUACUCGAUUAUUUCUCACCUGCUUGUUGCUAAAGAGAAAGUAAAACAAUAUGUGCAGUAACUCAAGUAUACAUUAGCACCCUUUGAGUUUUUGCACUGUUUGCUGUACUGCAAAUUCACGCAUAAGAGCUGCACAAAGUACUAUAUCAAAGUGAGAAGGAAAUUCUACAAAUUUGUGAAUGCAUACAAUUGAAACAUCUUUGUCUAAAGAGUAUUUAACAAUCACACACCAUUGUGUCAUUAGGAAUAAGCUGGCUUAGAUGUAUUUAGGGUAUCUGAAGAAUGUAUCCUGGCCAGAAUUGAGUUAAUUAAUGCUUCUUUUUAGGACAGUUUUCUUUUUCAUUAAAACUGAUCUUAGAUUAAUUUAAAAAUGUAAAGUAAAAUUAGUUCCUUUAUUAAAACUGAGAACAAUAGGCCAGGCAUUUGGUUUAUGAAUCCACCCAUCUUCCAUCGAAGUGUGUUAAUCACAUAUUUUCUUAUUUUCUGAUCUAAUCUGAUUUUACUGUCCAGUCCAGUGGAGCAACAGGGAAAAGCUUCCCUGAAGUGCACACACUGUGAUCCAAAUUAAACAUCAAUUCCCAUGUCCAAAUUAGGGCUGGGUAUCGUU
Messenger RNA from Etheostoma spectabile (orangethroat darter), 3747 nucleotides. It is a transcript of the gene ppp3ca, whose product is annotated as protein phosphatase 3, catalytic subunit, alpha isozyme. The transcript is spliced from 14 exons. The record is from RefSeq and is a predicted model, not a curated record. Gene Ontology annotation, biological process: calcineurin-mediated signaling. The coding region runs from base 338 to 1906 and encodes 522 amino acids. Lineage: Eukaryota; Metazoa; Chordata; Actinopteri; Perciformes; Percidae. Gene Ontology annotation, molecular function: calmodulin-dependent protein phosphatase activity.